This is a messenger RNA of Salvia hispanica, 1519 nucleotides long. Its product is annotated as malonyl-coenzyme:anthocyanin 5-O-glucoside-6'''-O-malonyltransferase-like. Lineage: Eukaryota; Viridiplantae; Streptophyta; Magnoliopsida; Lamiales; Lamiaceae. The record is from RefSeq and is a predicted model, not a curated record.
CGUCAUGCUGAGAAUACGAGAAACCGUCCGAAUCCAUCCUCCGCCCGACACCCCGGCCGAGCUAAAGCUACCGCUAACCCUAUUCGACAUUUGGUGGAUUCACACCCCGCCUACCCUCCGCCUCGUCUUCUACGACCACCCAUGCUCAUCGGCCGAUUUCCUCGACACGGUAAUCCCGAGGCUCAAGCAAUCCCUUUCCCUCACUCUCAAGCACUACCUCCUCGCCUCGGCCAAUCUGCUCUUCCCUUCGGAUCCGGACCACAAGCCCUUGUUCCGUUAUGUCACGGGCGACUCCGUCCCGCUCAGAAUCGCCGAAUCCGGCCGCGAUUUCGGCGAGGUCAUUGGGGACCACCCUCGGGACGCGGACCAAUUGCACGAUUGCAUCCCCGCGUUGCCACAACCUGCUGACGAGGCAAGAUAUAAAAAAAUCCCCCUUUUAGCCCUGCAGGUGACCCACUUUCCUGGCCGCGGAUUUUGCCUCGGCGCAACUAACCAUCACAGUCUCGGCGACGCCAGAUCGAUCGUCGGAUUCAUUUCGGCGUGGGCCGAGAUCAACAAAUCCGGCGACGACAACGACUUUUCGACCAAAACUCCGCCGAUCUUCGAUCGAUCCGUCGUCAAAGAUCCCGCCGGAGUCGCCUCGGUAUUCUGGAACGCGGUGAAACAGAUCCCGGUCAAUCCGGCGCCGGCGCCUCUGGCGCCGACGCACCGAGUGAGAUCUACUAUCAUCCUCUCCCCACAGCACUUGCAACACCUGAAGAGGCAGAUCUCCGCCGCUCCGGCGUCGUCGUUCGUCGCUGCGGUGGCGUACGCCUGGUCGUGUCUGUCGAAAUCGGCAGACGCGAUCGGGGAGAAAAUCGGCGGAGAGGAAACGGAAGUGUACUUCCUCUCCGCCGACGCGAGAGGGAGGCCGAACGCGAUGAUCGAUCCGCCGGUGCCAGUGAAUUACUUCGGUAAUUGCUUGGGCGGCGGGAUGGCGAGCUUGGAGCACGGGCGGCUGGCGGCGGAGGAGGGGUUUCCGGCGGCGGCGGAGGCGAUCGGCGGUGAAAUCAAGGGGAGAAUUUACGACAAAUGUGAAUUUCUGAAAGGGGUGGAGGAUUGGCCGGCGGGAGUGGUGAAGUAUAUGGGGAUGAGGAGUUUGUGCGUGACGGAUUCGCCGAAAUUCGAUCUGUAUGUGGCGGAUUUCGGGUGGGGGAAGGCGAGGAAGGUGGAGGUGCUGUCGAUUGACGGUGAGACCUACGGGAUGUCGUUGUGUAACUCGAGGGAUUCCGACGGCGGAUUGGAGAUUGGUGUGUCGUUGCCAUUGGAGAGAAUGAAAGCUUUUUCUGCUAUAUUUGCACGUGGUCUCAAGUUGUGAGUUUCGGUUUCGGUUUCAGUUUCAGUUUUCAACCGUUUCUGGUUUCGACUACAGUCAUGAUUGUGGAAGACACUUGAAAUGACGUCGUUUUAGUAUGCUACUAUGCUUUAAUUUUUGUUAAAUAUAUACUCUCUCUGUUCAUAGAAAUACAUCUUGGAUUGA